Messenger RNA from Megalops cyprinoides (Indo-Pacific tarpon), 1970 nucleotides. RefSeq names its product zinc finger protein 395a (gene znf395a). Lineage: Eukaryota; Metazoa; Chordata; Actinopteri; Elopiformes; Megalopidae. The coding region runs from base 121 to 1500 and encodes 459 amino acids. Gene Ontology annotation, cellular component: nucleus. Gene Ontology annotation, biological process: regulation of transcription by RNA polymerase II. The transcript is spliced from 10 exons. Gene Ontology annotation, molecular function: RNA polymerase II cis-regulatory region sequence-specific DNA binding; DNA-binding transcription factor activity. The record is from RefSeq and is a predicted model, not a curated record.
AUAGAAGGGGGUGUGUUGUGUCCUGGUAAAGCGCUCUCUGCGUUCCGUGACCUGUGACCGAGGCGGCCAUCGCCGGAUGCUCCUAUCGCUGUGACGCUGUGAAAGGAAAGGGAAGAGGAAAUGACUUCGGUGCUGCCCAAAACUCGCCUGGGGAAGCGCUCGCCCAUGGGGGCGCUGGUGGCCACCCCCUGCUCUCUGACAGACGGCCUGCUGGAGACCGGCAUGGCAGGUUCCGGAAACAUGCCCGGCUCCGGGUUCCAGAACCCCGGAAGGGUCAAGCUGCACUCGGGGCAGAAGGUGUAUGUGAACUGUGGUGGGCAGGAGUGCGUGGGUGUGGUGGAGCAGCACAACCAUGUGGACAACGAGGUGUCAGUCUACCUGCCACAGCUGGACCAGCACACUCUGCGCAAGGCUGAGGAUGUCUGGACCACGCCCACUACUCCUCCCCCACCCAUAACCGAGCCCCGCCCUGUCUCCUCUAAUAUCGAUGUGCCUAAGAGCUGCAGGAGCCCAAACUCGGUGGACAUGGAUGAGAUGAUGGCUGCGAUGGUCCUCACCAGCCUGUCCUGCAGUCCGCUGGUCCAGAGUCCCCCCCAGAGGGACCCCGCUCCAGCCUCGUGUGGGAUGGAGUGCGGAGGCGGGGAGCUCUCUGACAGCGGGAGCAGUGGCUGCUGGAGCUGGGACCGUGGCAACGGAAGCCCCGCCCCUUCCCCGCCCAUCGCCGAGAUGGACAGCGGCCAGGCUCCGCCCUCCGACGAGGGCCUGGACAUGGAUAUGGAGCAGGUGUUGUUCGAUGAGCCGGCGCCACGGAAACGGAAGAACUCGGUGAAGGUGGCCUACAGAUGUCUGUGGCCAAACUGCGGCAAGGUGCUCACAUCCGUGGUGGGGAUCAAGAGGCACAUCCGUACUCUGCACUUGGGGCACAGCAGUGAGCUGGAGCGAUCCCGCAGAGAGGAGGACUUCUACUACACCGAAAUCCUCCUAGGGGCGGAAUCCAGCACGCCCCAGGCGGCCGCCUGCGCCACCUGGGCCUCCUGUGCUUCCCCCUCCAGUCCGACCCAGCAGGCCGCAGCGGGGCCUGGGUCUCGCCUGCCCGAGUCCCCCGCCUCCGUGACCCCCCAGCCCAGUGUGCUGAGCCAGUCGGCCCCUGGGUGCUUCUGGCAGGUCCGCUCCGAGCACUCGUACCAGGCAUGCCCUCCCGUCCAUGUGGUAGCGUCCCCCGUGUCCUGUUCUUGGACACCCCCCGUCGCCGUCCUCCAGACCACACAGGCAACCCCGUUUCGCAGCCGUUCCGUCAGCGUGGGCGAGCAGUGGCUCCAGCAGAACAGCGCCCCCACCAGGCCACACCCCGCCGGCGGGUCCCCACCCCGUGGACACUGCGCCUCCAGGAGAGUCAGAGGAGAGGCGAAGAAGUGCAGGAAGGUGUACGGCAUCGAGCAUAGGGACCAAUGGUGCACAGCCUGCCGCUGGAAGAAGGCCUGCCAGCGCUUCCUGGACUGAGCUGCUGAGAGGGAGAAAGAGAGAGAAGAAUGGAGACAGAGAAAGAGAGAGAAAGAGACUCUUGAUGGAGGUGAAGACCCCAUCUUCAGUAAAGACUGAUACGUGUCUCAUCACAAACCCUGUGAGCCACGUAAUUUUUUUUUUUCGCUUUUGUAUUUUUCAUAUUUUACUAAGGUGAUUCAUGUUUUUGAUGUCUAUUCUCAUGGACCUGAGAACUAUUGCGAGGACUAUUGCGUGGCUAAAAUGCCCCCCCCCCCCCUCCGAUUUUCUUGCCUCAGAGAAAAUGGGCAUUUCCAUCACAUCAAAGGCCACGCCCCCUGGGGUUGCAGCAGCCAGUAGGAACCACCGCCCUUGUGCUGUGCAGUGUUGUCACGGCAACCAACCUAACUCUGCCCCAGCUCAACCUCUUGACAAGUGAUGCACCGUUUAGUAAUGCCGUCCAACAGAAACUGACUAAGCCUCAGAGUCAG